CGUGCCCUCUGACCCACCCCCGCGCCGUGUUCCAUCCCAGGCUGUCACAUACUCCUGAAAGUAGUGGUUCUGCUUUGAACUUAAUUCUGAGGCUUCUGGGAAGAUGGUGGAGCCAGAAACACCAGGAAUCUGUCUACCCAGCUAGGCAAAAAUUGCACCAGCAGAAUCAUCUGAUGUAACUGUUUUGGAGCUCUGGAGUCUGUUGAACACAGACACUCAGAUUUGGGAGAAGUGGUCCCAGAAAUAAAAGCAUCUGAGAGACGAACAGCUGUGGCCAUUGCAGAUUUGGAAUGGAGAGAAAUGGAAGGAGAUGAUGAUGGUCCGAAUGAGGCUCAGGACAGUGACUUUCCAACAGUGGAGAGGAGCAGACUACAAGAAAUGCUGUCCCUCUUGGGACUAGAGACAUACCAGGCACAGAAACUCAGCCUCCAGGACUCCUUGCAGAUCAGUAGUGACAGCAUGAAGAACUGGGCUCCACAGGCUCCCAAAGACUUGCCCUGGAAUUUCCUCAGGAAGCUGCAGGCCCUCAACGCCGAAGCCAGGAACACCACCAUGGUGCUGGACGUACCCCCGGACACCAGGCCUGUGGAGAAGGAGAGCCAGGUGGAAGAGGAGAUCAUCUACUGGGACACGGCCGAUGACAUCUCUGCGGACAUCUAUUCCUUCUCUGAGCUGCCAACACCCGAUACGCCUGUGAACCCCUUGGACCUUCUCUGUGCCCUUCUGCUUUCCUCGGAUAGUUUCCUGCAACAAGAAAUCGUGCUCAAAAUGUCCCUCUGCCAGUUUGCACUCCCUCUCGUUCUGCCCGACCCAGAAAACCACUACCACACGUUUCUGCUGUGGGCCAUGAGGGGGACUGUGCGGACAUGGGGGUCACAGCCCCCAAGGGCGGUGGGCAGCUUCAGAGAAGACAGCGUGGUCCUGUCGCGAACGCCCGCCUUCGCCUUCGUGCGCAUGGAGGUCAGCAGCAACUCCAAGUCCCAGCUUCUCAACGCCGUGCUCAGCCCUGGCCACAGGCAGCGGGACUGUUUCUGGCAUCGGGAUCUGAACUUGGGCACCAACCCUCGGGAGAUUGCGGAUGGGCUGGUGGAGAUUUCCUGGUUUCUUCCCAGUGGCAGGGAGGACUUGGACAUUUUCCCAGAGCCCGUGGCCUUUCUCAACCUGAGAGGUGACAUCGGCUCUCACUGGCUGCAGUUUAAGCUCUUGGCGGAAAUCUCCUCGGCCGUGUUCAUCUUGACCGACAACAUCAGCAAGAAAGAAUACAAGCUGCUGUGCUCCAUGAAGGGGUCGGCCACGCAAUACUACUUCAUCCUGAGCCCUUACCGCGGGAAGCGAAACACAAACCUGCGGCUUCUCAACAGGUUAAUCCCCGUGCUGAAGAUGGACCCCUCGCACGUCCUGGUGAAGGUCAGCAGCACGGACAGCGCGGGCUUCGUGCGCCGGGUCCGCGCCAUCGUGGCGCACGUGACCCGGGCCCCCUGCAGGAGGGUAUCCGUGGAGGACAUGGCGCACGCGGCCCGUAAGCUGGGGCUAAAGGUCGACGAGGACUGCGACGAGUGCCAGCGGGCGAAGGACCGGAUGGAGCAGAUCACCAGGAAGAUCCAGGACUCGGACGCCUACCGCCGGGCCGAGCUGUGGCUCCAGGGGGACCCGUGGAGAAAGGCGGCCCAGGUGGAGAGGGAGCUCUGCCAGGCCCAGUGGGCUGGGGACCCCCCUGAGAGGUGCAGGGCUGAGCUGAGGCAUCGGCUGCUGGAACUUCGAACGCAGCAGAACGGCCACGACCCUGCCUGGGGGCUUCAGGAGUUCAUCUCGGGCAUCAGCAGCCCCUCUCUGGGCGAGAAGCAGUACUUCCUGAGGUGGAUGGAGUGGGGACUGGCCCGGGCGGCCCAGCCAAGGCCAAGACCGUCUCCGGAGACGAUGCGUACCCUGAGAGCAAAGCACCGUGGGGCCGUGGACGUCAGCGAGCCCCUCUGGCCGGAGCCCCUUGGGGUGGAGCACUUCCUGCGGGAGAUGGGGCAGUUCUACGAGGCCGAAAGCUGUCUCGUGGAGGCCGGGAAGCUGCCGGCAGGGCAGAGGCGGUUCGCGCACUUCCCAGGCUUGGCCUUGGAACUGCUGCUGAAGGGGCUCCCCCUGGAGCUGAUCGACGGGAACACCCUGAGCGCCCCCCUGCGCUGGGUCACGGGGCUCCUGAAGGAGCUGCACGUCCGCCUGGACAGGAGGUCGCGCCUGGUCGUCCUGUCAGUGCUCGGCGUGCCGGGCACAGGCAAGUCCACCCUCCUCAACACCAUGUUUGGGCUGCGGUUUGCCACGGGAAGGGGCCGUGCUCCUCGAGGGGCCUUCAUGCAGCUCCUGACAGUGGCCGAGAGCUUCAGCCAGGACCUGGGCUGUGACCACAUCCUGGUCAUACACUCUGGGGGCUUGAUAGGCGGAGCCCUGACCGAGGCAGGGGAGAGCUUGGAGCAGGAGGCUUCCCUGGCCACUCUGAUCAUGGGGCUGAGCGACGUCACCGUGGUCAGUUUAGCCGAAACGAGGGACAUCCCGCCGGCUAUCCUGCAUGCGUUCCUGAGGCUGGAGAAAACAGGGCACAUGCCCAACUAUCAGUUUGUGUACCAGAGCCUUCAGGAUGCGUCUGCCCCCGGCUCCAAGCCAAGAGACAGGAAGCAGUUCCCGGACGAGCCCAGGGAUGUGAGCAGAGCCACGGUGCACAUGGAGGAUCAGGGCGGCGGGAUCCGGACGCUGGCGGGCCUGGCCUUUUGUGACCCUGAGAAGCAGCACGUUUGGCACAUCCCUGGCCUGUGGCAUGGAGUGCCCCCCAUGGCCGCUGUGAGCUUGGGCUACAGUGAGGCCAUUUUUGAGUUGAAGAGGUGCCUGCUGGAAAACAUCCGGAAUGGCCUGUCCAACCAAAACAAAAACAUUCAGCAGCUCAUCGAGCUGGUACGACGGCUGUGAAGCAUCGAAAGAAAAGGAGUCCAGCUGCCAGAGGCCCGCCGCGAGCAGCCUGUUCUGAUGGGGGUGUCCACGUGGGGCUGUGCCCAGCUUCUGAGAGGGGAGCAAAGUGACGGACGGGGCCCAGGUCUGGAGUUGCCUACGCAGUGUCAGGGAAGGAUGUAACCUCACAGAUCAGCUCAGAGAUGCUCUUGGGAGUAUAAGAACCCUGGGGCAGGAGGUGUAGACACAAGCGGUAACUUGUCCUUUGUCUGUGAACUUCGAGUCCCCUGGUGGCUUGGCCUUUCAUACAGCUGCGCCCCAUUCUCUGCCUCUGGAGUGGAGAGUGGCUCCUGAGCACUGCAGCCCGGGCAGCUGGUACCGGGGACAGGGUUGGGGCAUUGCCCUGAGGAGGCAGAGGUAGGCCUUCCCUCCAGCGAACCUCAGCAUCGGCCUCGGUGACCUGGUCCUGCCCACUGAGGAAAGGGCCCACCGUGGGCAAGGGCUACCGUGAUAUUCUGUGUGUUGACCGACCCUGCCUCAGGAGGGGUUCCUGUGGGCUUUUGCACGCCCACAGCGCUCCGUUCACACCUCUGCCGCAACACUGAGCACGCGCAGCGUGACUUACCUGUGCACGUGUCUGCCUCUCCCCUAGACUUGUGAGCUCCUUGAGAGCAGGGGCUGUACACUACCCAACUUUGUACCCCCAGGGCCUGGCGCACUGCAGGCACUUAAUAAAUGUGUGUUGAAUGAAUGAAA
Molecule: messenger RNA, 3684 nt
Organism: Mesoplodon densirostris (Blainville's beaked whale)
Lineage: Eukaryota; Metazoa; Chordata; Mammalia; Artiodactyla; Ziphiidae
Gene: URGCP
Product: upregulator of cell proliferation
Exons: 6
Coding region: 301-2949 (882 amino acids)
Molecular function (GO): GTP binding
Source: RefSeq, a predicted model, not a curated record